UGAUAAAGAGAAAGUUACUAAUUUCUUAGGUUAUGAAAAGCUUUAUCUAAAAGUAAAUAAGGAGAACAAAAAAGCAUUAAAUUAUGUUGAAAAAGUUCAAAAAUUUUACCAAAAUAAGGAGUAUGAAAAUGUUAUUAAAAUUUAUAAGGAACUUAAAGGACAUUUUGUUGAAGAACAUAUCAUUGUUGAUAAUGGAAAAAAAAUU
Messenger RNA from Racocetra persica, 205 nucleotides. The record is from the annotation of a GenBank genome assembly. NCBI's taxonomy places the organism in Eukaryota, Fungi, Glomeromycota, Glomeromycetes, Diversisporales, Gigasporaceae.